CGGUACCGCUGUGUCGCAGACAAGCGUAUUAUGAAACAAACAGCCGCAGUCGCGGAGAUGUUUAUAACUCUUGGUGGAGUGAAGGUGGUUGCGAGAGUAAAGGUAGUUAUGUGUGGAGAGGGCGGAGUGGAGGGGAGUGAUGGGCGGCCGGUGGGGAGUCCCAGAGAUACCGAGCGCUCGGCUUCCGUCUUGAAGUGGAGUGUAUGCACUUCCCGUCGACACAAAGUGAGGAGAAGGGAGAAAGGUGCAAGACGAAGGUGCCAGAAGGGAGUAGGAGGCGGCGACGUCUUGAGAGUCACUUCAGCGUGCUUGAGUUGUUCAGGCAGCACCGAGCUAGGCUGGGAGGCUUGGCGCCCGCAAGGGUCCCGCUCACGUAGCCUAGCUGUACACCGAGACCCGCCUUCGUUCAGCCCAUAG
Bipolaris zeicola 26-R-13 is the source of this 417-nucleotide messenger RNA. RefSeq lists its product as uncharacterized. Lineage: Eukaryota; Fungi; Ascomycota; Dothideomycetes; Pleosporales; Pleosporaceae. The record is from RefSeq and is a predicted model, not a curated record. The transcript has a single exon. The annotation marks the transcript as partial.